This is a messenger RNA of Impatiens glandulifera, 1238 nucleotides long. Its product is annotated as chloroplastic import inner membrane translocase subunit HP30-2-like. NCBI's taxonomy places the organism in Eukaryota, Viridiplantae, Streptophyta, Magnoliopsida, Ericales, Balsaminaceae. Gene Ontology annotation, molecular function: protein binding; transmembrane protein transporter activity. The coding region runs from base 120 to 896 and encodes 258 amino acids. The record is from RefSeq and is a predicted model, not a curated record. Gene Ontology annotation, biological process: protein insertion into mitochondrial inner membrane; protein targeting to chloroplast. Gene Ontology annotation, cellular component: TIM22 mitochondrial import inner membrane insertion complex; chloroplast inner membrane. The transcript has 6 exons.
CAAAUUCAAGAGAAAUCAUGUUAUCCAUAAACCCUUCCUUGGACUGGUUUUGACUACAAUUCAGACAAACAAGAGAGGGUUCUUCCUCUUUGGUGAGAUCUAAUCUUGGCUUAGUAGCGAUGGGAGGCGGAAACCAAGGCGUGAUGAUGAUGACGAUUACUUCCCAGAAUCUGAACCCUUUUUCCCAGUUGCAAUUGCAGAUCAAGGGUCUUGAGAUUAAAUUCAAGGAAUGGUUGGCCAAGCAGUCCUUACCCCUUGAGGCCGCCAUCGUUACCGUCACAAGCGCUGCACAAGGCGCUGCCAUCGGCGGCCUAAUGGGUACCUUCACAAGCGACAUCUCCUCUUCUAUCCCCACCCCUCCUCCUAAUGCCCCCGGCUUCAAUCCCCAAGCCAUGGCUUCUUUCAAGCAAGCCCAGGCCUUAUCAGGGGGUCCUUUGAUACAAGCAAGGAAUUUUGCUGUCAUGACAGGAGUAAAUGCUGGUAUAACUUGUGUCAUGAGAAGAAUAAGAGGGAAAGAGGAUGUGCAGUCCAGUAUGGUGGCUGCUUUUGGAUCUGGAGCCAUGUUCUCACUAGUGAGUGGUAUGGGUGGUCCAAAUCCAGUAACUAAUGUAAUUUCAUCGGGCCUCUUCUUUGCACUUCUUCAAGGUGGACUUUUUAAGAUGGGCCAGAAGUUCUCGCAGCCAGCAACUGAAGAUGUGCACUACGCGAAAACUAGAAACAUGUUGGCAACCCUAGGCCUCCAAAAUUAUGAAAAGAAUUUCAAGAGAGGAUUGUUAGCAGACAACACCUUGACCUUACUAACUGACAGUGCUCUUAGGGAUGUGAAAAUACCUCCUGGACCGAGGCUCAUUAUUCUGGAUCACAUCCAAAGGGACCCGGAGCUUAAAAGAAGAUGAUGGACUAAAGCGCGUUUGCAGUGGAUUGUCAGACCCAGAUAAGUUUUGUUGUUAUUUUCUUAGAGUUCAUUAUUUUGUUCGCAAUCUAUUGUGGGCGGGUGGGUGGAUGUGCUUUGUAGUAGGUGAGGCUUACAUUUGAUAAUGCUAUGAAGUUGUGUGAGAACUUAGAAGAAAGCCUCUUAGGAUUUGAAUGUUCUUUAUGUUCAUUAAGUAGAUUGAUCUUAAUAGAAAAAGAGAUGAUGAUGAUGGUUGAAUAUGAAUUUCUCACUUAUUCAAGCUUUAUAACAAUGCUUCAUUUACACAUAUUAUAUAUAUAUGUAUGUCAAUGAUUUGUUUAUAUUC